AUGCCAUACGCAGGACCAGCUGAAGACGAUUCCACCUCUACAGUUACAACUACCACGACUACCACAUUCUCCACUACCAUUAAAAAUAACAAUUCCAAAACCUUUCUUUUAUCAUCGUCUCUUCAAGACUACAACAGUAACAAUAUUACAACUUCUUCAUACAAUGCUUCCAAUAUCGAAACCACUUCAAGACAUAAAUUUUCAUCGUCUUUUCAACCAGAAUUCUUAACAGCCUCUUCAAGACGUAAAUCUGCUCCCGAGUUUUUAAAACCUUUACUAAUCCCACAAAAAAAUUUUCAACAUGAAGAUGAUCAAUUAAUAAUUAUAAAAAAAAAAAAUGGCGAUAUAGUUAAACCUUCCCUAAAGAAAAGAUCAAAAUCUGAGCCUAAUACUCCAAUACUACCAAAAUAUGUUCAUUUCAACGCCGAUCUAGAACAAAUACGUCUAUUCAGAGAAGCUCAAGAACCUCAAGCUGUCAAUGACGACGACGAUGGUUAUUAUAGGAAUUUCAUCGAUCAAGAACCUGAACUAACCAUCACCCUACCAAAUAUGCCUCCAAUAACAACAUUACAUAGUUCCAAGCCUGUAUAUGUCGAUUCUAUAUUCUUGUCAAGAGAUAAAAAUAAAUUACAAGGUCGUAUAAUGGUGCAAAAUAUCGCUUUCCAUAAACUGGUUGAAGUCAGAUACACUUUUGAUUUCUGGCAAACUGUAUCAGAAGUUAAAGCUACCUAUGCAGGAGGUAUAGCUGAAAAAGACAAAGAUAGUUUCGAUGUUUUUAUAUUCUCGAUAGAAUUAUUCGACAAUUCAAGAAACCCCAUUGAUGGAAAAACGAUGUAUUUUGCUGUACAUUAUAAUGUUAGUAAUCGUGACUAUUGGGAUAACAAUUCUGGUUCAAACUAUCGAGUAAAUUUCAAAAAAGUAAAGAAAUCGUCAUCAUCAUCGCAGGGUAACCACCAUUGUCAUCAAAAUAAUAAUAUUAAUAAUCAAGGAUCAUUACCUACUGCUAUUGCUACCAAUUCAUCAUCAUCAAGAAAAUGGCCAAUAAUACCUUCAACACCAGUGAAUCAUCUUCCAAAAAAAAGUUUAAGUUACGACUGUCAUUCGCCACCAAAUUCCAACACUCGUACUUCAAUAGCUGAUUCAAGAAAAAAAGGAGUUGCGGGCCGUUAUGAUAUUGGAGUAUCAUUAUCAGCAGCUCAAAAUAUCCCACCAACAACAUUAUCAUCACCGAUUUCUUCAUUUACACGAACUAAUUAUUAUCAUCAAACACCAUACUUUCCAGCAAUUUCAUGUGAUGCUGCUUAUAAAUCAUUUUCUUCAGGAAGUUGUUACAUUGAUGGUAUGCCAGUCACAACAGAAACAGCGCCAUUAUCAUCACCAUCGCUUCAAUGGGAAGGUUCGCCUAAAAAAUCAUUUGGUGGGUUUCCAUUAAUGUCAUCAAAUCCAAUAGCAAUACCAACCACAAAAUCUUCAAGUUCUUAUUAUGAUCAUAUUGUUUCACAAUAUUGUUUCUCGUCUGGCUCACCUUGUGCAACCGCUGCUUUAGCCUCUUCGCCAUAUGCUAGCUCUCCACCAGUAAUGUAG
This is a messenger RNA of Entrophospora candida, 1584 nucleotides long. The record is from the annotation of a GenBank genome assembly. NCBI's taxonomy places the organism in Eukaryota, Fungi, Glomeromycota, Glomeromycetes, Entrophosporales, Entrophosporaceae.